GGAUCGGGGGUGGGGCAAUCGAAAUGGAGGCAUCUCCAAAAGAGCGGUUGGGUCAUCUGGGCUCAUUUUCAUUUUUCGUUAUUAUCCGUCUAUAAAGAGCCGCGCUUCGCCAUGUCCCAAGCGGGCCGACUAUCAUGUCAUCCGUCGGAGUCGCGAAGAAGAGCGCCUUCUCGUGUGAGCCGUGUAGGAAGCGGAAGGUGAAGUGUGGAGGCGAGCGGCCCACCUGCAAGCGUUGUGCGACGCGAACGGAAGCCUGCGUUUACAAGCUGAACCCCACUCUCUCCUACACUCAACGGCUUGAACGCCGUGUUCAGGAGCUUGAACAGCAGCUGGCUGGCAUCCAGAGCCAGGGGUCCUAUGUGAGGCCUGUGGCUCCAGCCCCCGCCCACUUAAGGAAACCCUCAGAUGCCGUUGAUGAUGGCUUGGCAGGAAGCUUCACGGGCUUGAAGCUCGAUGAUAAGGGGGUCAUCACCUAUCAUGGAACCACGAGCUUCUUCCAGCUGCCAAGCGAGAAUGAGAUGAGCGCCACGCCGAGCAGUUCAUCCCAGAGCCCGCCAGCCAUUGGAGAUGCCGACCUCGAUCGACGGGAGCGUCUGGUCACCAAUGCGUGGCAACAGCGGGCACUGGAAGAUCUCUCGGCCACGCCGGAGCCGUUCCAGUACCUCCUCAACAUACAUUGGUGCUGGAUCCAGCCCCUUUUCAACUUCAUCUACCGACCGGCAUUCACCCGAGACAUGCAAGUUCUGGGUCCCUAUUAUUCCCAUACCCUCAUGAACGCUGUGCUGUCACACUCCAUCAGGUGGGGUAAGAGUGAUCCGUCUACGCGCCAAAAGCUGGACGAGGCGUACGAAGGCGGUGCGGUGUUUGGACGGCAUGCGCGGAUCAUGAUCUUUGACGAACUAAGCCACGGCAUAACCACGAUUCCGACCGUCCAGACGUUGCUAUUGCUCAGUGCGCAAGAGUGUAGCCUCGGGAACAGCGCCCAAGCCUACGUCUAUAGCGGCAUCGCGUUCCGUCUCAUUGACCAUCUUGGCAUCUGUGUGGACGGCGCCAGGUAUGCCGCCUCGGUCAAUCUCUCAGACGAGGAUAUCGAGAUCCGCAACCGCCUGUUCUGGAGCUGUUACUUCUGGGACAAGAUAAUAUCCCUGUAUCUGGGCAGGUCUCCUGUGCUCCAGCACUCUCCCGUCUCCCCGCCUCAGAUCAUGUUUGAUGACUCCUCCGAGCGGGAUCUCUGGGUCCCUUUCGGACUUGACUCGAAGGAUUUCGAAUAUCCUCCCACCGCGGCCCAUUCCAAUUCGUGUUUCACCAAGAUGUGCCAGCUCUCGGUGAUUUUCAACCAGAUUCUUGUCCACAUGUACGAUCCACUGCGCCUCAAUACCGAGGCUGAGAUGGAGGAGUGCCUUUCGACACAAGGAGCAGCUCUGCAGCAAUGGUGGGACGAGCUCCCUCAAUUCCUGCGGAUAGAGAAGAGCUCGCUCCCUGCUCUUGCUCCACCGUCGCACAUUGUGACGUUGAAUUGCCUCUAUCACACCUUCAAGAUCCUACUUUACCGACCUAUGCUCUCGCAAAGAGUCGCCGGGGGUUGUGAUCCUCGCCUCACCGCGCCGAAUGCGCGUUACCUCCUUGAGUGUGUCAACGCUGCGACCACUACCAUUGUCAUAUUUGACCUCUUCUGCAGCACCUUCGGUUACGGUCGCUGCGUCCUUUCGCUCUCGUACAGCGUCUACAUCGCCGCUUCCAUCUUCCUCCUUCAGGUCCAGGCGAAUGUCAACGAUAAUCUGUCCUGUCAGAGACUAAAAUUUUGCAUCCACGCACUGGACAGACUCAAGUCUGUCAAUCCAGUCAUUGGAAGUGCCUUGAGCCUCAUAAGCAAGGAGCUGGCCAGACUCGGGAUUGAAACCCCUCAAUCGCCUCAGCAAAAUUACGUUGGGAGCCCGUCCGACCCGAUGAUCGUCCCCGCCACCAAUUACCCUCUCACAAAUGAGCCUGCCCAGCUUCCUCGCCCGCCGACUCGACCGUACGACCAGUCCCAGUUCUCCAGAUUAGACGAGUUCGGUUCACAGGGCUUCGAGAUCACUCCUGAAUUGUUUGAGGCUGUGUCUACGCUUGAACCGCUCAGCGUCCGUGUGGGUGCCUUGAACGACUUCAAAUUCUAGAGCGCCCACGAUCGCGGUGGGAUAUUCCUCGACACCGGUUAUGCUCGGCAACGUUGAUGGCUAGAGCCGUAGCCAGCCCGGAACUACGCCUUAGCGAGGCAUAUCAGCUUCUGCAUUAUGCCCUACGAGCGCCUCACGCUCGAGAGUUUCCGGAUAUCAGCCAGUUCGGAUGCAGCCUUUAUCAUGGGGCUGUAGGUCCAAAAGUACCACC
This is a messenger RNA of Phialemonium atrogriseum, 2367 nucleotides long. Its product is annotated as nitrogen assimilation transcription factor nit-4. Bases 135 to 2156 code for a protein of 673 amino acids. The transcript has 8 exons. Gene Ontology annotation, biological process: regulation of DNA-templated transcription; DNA-templated transcription. The record is from RefSeq and is a predicted model, not a curated record. NCBI's taxonomy places the organism in Eukaryota, Fungi, Ascomycota, Sordariomycetes, Cephalothecales, Cephalothecaceae. Gene Ontology annotation, molecular function: DNA-binding transcription factor activity, RNA polymerase II-specific; zinc ion binding; DNA binding.